GAGAAUUAGUCAUCUUGCCUACCGGAAGGCGGUGUGAAUACAUAGCCAAUAGGAAAUAAGGUAAUCAAGGGGAGUAUUUUGCCACGUUAGUAAUCUUUUGGCUUUGUUGAAGAAUAAAUGCAAUCUUUCCAUUCGCAAUCAGCUUCUUCCUGUUUCUCGCCAAAUGGAUACUUUUUAAUGGAAUACCCUGCGCAGUUUUACCAUUCAACAUAUACAUCGCUGUCAUGAAUCAGCAGCUGCUUGCCUGCGCGGGCUGCCGGCUUGCGCAGGCUCAAUCACCCGCCGCAACCGUCGUCCGCCAAUCCCGCCGAGCACUCUCUAUAGCCAUCGCUUCCUCUGUAUCCUCCCAAUACUAUGCCUCACAUUCAAUCCUCCCAAAACUCCCGUUUCUGCACCCAUAUGUAUAUCGCCCGAAUACUCGAUGUAACCAAGCAUCUCGAAAAUCCAGUCUGUUCCCGGCUCCUAAGCAACUCUCUGCGUUCUCAACGACACACCCUAAACAGGCGACGAGGGUGGUAUUGAAUCCGCGGACUGAUGACGAGGGAAAGCCUCAGAUGAUUGAUAUCUCUCCCCGUGCAGCGCAGCGUUUACGGGAAAUUACCGAUCCUUCGUCAAAAAAACCCACUCUCCCAGUGGUCCCGGAAGGGGUUGUACAAGAUCAUCUCCGCGUCACUGUAUCGAGUGGGGGGUGUCAUGGUUUCCAGUACCUGAUGACCCUCGAUUCCGCAUCCAACAUCGACCCCGAGGAGGAUACAAUUUUUGAAGCGGAGUCAGAGGCUUCAGGAGAAUCAUCACCGGAUGGAAAGGCUCUUGGUGAAGCCAAAGUUGUUAUGGAUUCGGCAACAUUGGAGCUUCUAAGUGGCAGCACGGUUGACUAUACAAUGGAACUGAUAGGAAGCCAGUUUAAAAUUACCAACAACCCCAGGGCGACCAGUAGCUGCGGUUGUGGAACCAGUUUCGACGUACCAGCGUAACCCUCUGACGCUGAGAUCUUUAGAUAUAUAAAGAACAUAUGUUGCCCGUCGAAGGGCGCCGGAGUCCGUUUUACAUAUGUUGCACGGUUAUCUCCGCUCAUUUGUUUGCUUUGGAGUCCCUAGAGCGGCGUUCCCCCAUCAGUAUUUACGGUGAUAUUUUGGCGAUUUACGUUCAAAUAACUAAGAGAUAAUAUCUUUGGUCCCUUACCGCAUUUCUGUCGUCAUUCACCCAAUCAUGCAAUUUUGAUAUUCCCUGCCUUUACCUGUCCUCCGAUUCCACUAUUUCACCUACCCAAUCUAGCUGACUGGCAAUAUGGUAAUUUCUACUUCCAUAUUCAAUUUCCGCUAGGCAGCUAAAUGCACUGCUUGAGUUAAUAUUCCCCGACAUAUUCAUGGAGAUAAGAAGUGCCCUGGUCUUCUCCGCCACUUGGCUUCACUGCCCCUUAUUCCUCUAUCCCCAUUCAUAGUAGCGGCACCCAUGCGUGUGCAUAUCAAGAUCGUAUAUAUAUCUAUCCUUAUCUUCUUCUACUUCGGUCUCCAUCUCUUUCCCCUUUAUCCAAGUCAGAAUCCUUUGCCUUCUGUAUCGUCCUAUUUUAUAUUUUAUAUUAUCUACUAUCUCAUUUUUAUAUGUGGCUGUACUACCUUUCGACUUCCAGCGUCGAAUACUUACGAACUAUCUUUAUUACAUAUCAUCUUCUCUAGCAGGAAUGCGCCUUAUCACGGUAUAUUUCGAAUCUUUCCCUUAACGCUCGUGUACCAGUUUUCGCGAGGGACAAAUGACAUCAUUGUCUAUACUGUUCUCACUGUCAACAGAAAAGUUGGAGAAUAAUUAUGUCUGGCUAAAAAGCUUAGUCGACAUACGGCGGAGAGGGGCGUGACCAGGAGCAUGGGCAAAAGAUUUCGCUUUCCCCGACGAACUCCAAUAAGAAAUGAUUAGGCUCCGAAUUUACUACCCCCCGACGAAUAUAUGAGGUAAUGUUAGUUUCGCAGUGCCAUCUGUAUGUACUCUUUCGUACAUUCUCUAGGGUGAAGAAUGCUUGACCGAGUCCAUCAAAUUCUUCUAGAGAACAUGAACUUGCUCUCUAGUACACUUGAUACAUCAUUGGAGACCCAGCUAACUUUACCUAGGCUACCUAAAUAUCUUCUAUGUUUGAUGCUUAACUCCCUCCUCAAUGUUGUUAGAUAGCUUAACUGCUUCACGGAAUGCGAAAAUGUCAUCUCCUCUCGCGUCUGGGGACAACGAUCUCCCGUUAGCGUUAACCAACAGGGUAGAGGAAUGGGGGUUGACUACCUUGUUGGAAUCUGUCCGCCAACGUAGCUUCCGCGCCUGAGGAGCUGUCCUAGCGUCUACGUUGCCUUCUAGCUAGCGAACACGCAAAACCCCCUAUCCACAAAUAACAUCCGCUCCAUUGGCUCUACCAGGAGCUCGAUGAUGAGAACUAUUCAUGGCACGCCUUUGAUAUCCUCUUCGCGCCUUGCUUCACGAUACGCCAACACAGCUUUCGGACCAGCGGUGGCGACCCUAGUCUCAAAGUUACUAUCAUUCUUGACGGGACAAAAAGUUCCUUUCACUUCCGUUGGUCUCUUAGGAACGCACCCUUAUAUAUGUACUGUCUCCAUAUGGGACUUAUUUAUACUGCUGAUGGACCCAUCUUUUCGCGUUUGGUGGCGAAGAGCAUGUGAGGCUCCGAAUGGCCACAUCUCUAGGAUUCUUCUAACUCCGCAUGGAACGCUUGCUCUCUCAGUAGCUUGCUAUUUAUUCCAUAAAAGCGUCCUCUCCUAGUCCCCGGCUUCAACGUUAUAUGAAUUUUUCUUAUGUUCAAUAGGACAAGUUUCCACGAUAAAAAAAAAAAUCCCCUACGAAGUUUCUCGCAGAACAAAGCAAUCAAGGCAAUGAAAAUCUACUUCGGCGAAAGGGAAUUUCGAGAUAGAUC
Blastomyces gilchristii SLH14081 is the source of this 2908-nucleotide messenger RNA. RefSeq names its product iron-sulfur protein Isa2. The transcript has 3 exons. Gene Ontology annotation, molecular function: 4 iron, 4 sulfur cluster binding; iron ion binding; 2 iron, 2 sulfur cluster binding. Lineage: Eukaryota; Fungi; Ascomycota; Eurotiomycetes; Onygenales; Ajellomycetaceae. Bases 225 to 974 code for a protein of 249 amino acids. The record is from RefSeq and is a predicted model, not a curated record. Gene Ontology annotation, cellular component: mitochondrion. Gene Ontology annotation, biological process: iron-sulfur cluster assembly.